GCGAGUUGGCAGUUGUCAAUGGUUGAUUGGAUCAUGAUUGUAGCUCUGUGUCUUAUUGAAAUCUAGGCUACAAUGACUCUCAUCGGUUAAUUCCUUUACAUUACACAACGUUAAAUCAUUGGAUGAAGGCGUCUUCUGUACGGGGGAGUUUUGUUAAGAAUGCUCGGUCUGAAUAUUAAGCAUCGCUUGCAGUAUGUGUUUGGAAACACACGCACCUUAUCCUUCAUAUUAGCUAGAAAUCAUUUUCAAAAAACAAAAGGUUAAAUUGAUAUACACCUUUUAUAGGGUUGGUGUUCCGGCAUCUUUCACAUUUACAGCACACAGCGUGUAUUUACGGAAGACAGUGACCACUUGUACUAAUUAUCUAUCUAACGUGCUUUGAACACCUGUGUGAAACGGAAGAAGGCCGCCAGAAACGUGUUGUCACAGAAAAAUACUAUCGGCUGCAACUGUGAUACACCCGUUUUUAAAACGGUGUACAACUUCUGAGAAGCUACCAUGGACCACGCAAGGUCGACAAUAUCCAAAAUUUUCAAUGGAGAGCCUCGCUCAUACACACGCUUCAACCUGACACAGAACAUGGAGGGUGAGAACAGCCAGGUGGAGAUGAAGCUGUCGUCCGACAUGGACGAGGAGGUGGGCGGCAAUGGCGUAGGGGAGGACCUCAACCAUGCCAAGGAACCCUAUGUGGUACACAAGCCUGCCGGGCGCACGCCCAAGAGCGUCUGCUUCAUGGUGGCCACCAUACUCCUCAUCUUCAUCAUCAGCUAUCUGAUUGGCUACCUGUCCCACCGGAAGAAAGAGUUGGCUCCUCCCAGCUGCUCCAGGUCCACCUUUGAAGAAUCCAUUACCCAGGAUUCCGUUAAGAUGGAGGCGGACCCUGUCAUGGACUGGACGGACGUGAAGCGACUGCUGGAUCAGAAGAUGAGUGCUUCCAGCUUCGAGGGUGCCUUCAGUGAGUUUGCUAGUGAAAGCCAUCAGGCAGGCUCUGCUGGAGACAAUGUGCUGGCCAAGAAGGUGCUGGCAAGGUUCAAAGAGUAUGGCAUGUACACGUGGACUGACGAGCACUAUGUCAAGCUUGUGGAUCCCCCUGCAUCUGGCUCCAACAUGGUGACCUUCAAAGGGUCUAACCUUGGGGCACUGAGGGGCUAUCUGGCCUACAGCAAAACUGGAACAGCGAAGGGCGCAGUACUUCACGGCAACUACGGCCAGAUGGAUGACCUGAGGAAACUGCAGGAUAAGAACAUUGCCUUGGACGGGAGGGUCCUUCUGGUCAAAUCUGGAAAAAUAAGCUUUGCUGAGAAGGUGGCCAACGCAGCCAAGCUGAAUGCCUCUGCUGUUCUCAUCUACCCUGCUGACAGAGGGCUCGGAGGAUCCACUCAGCUCUUUGGCCAUGUCCAUCUUGGCUCUGGCGACCCUUACACCCCCGGGUUCCCCUCCUUCAACCACACCCAGUUUCCCCCUGUCCAGUCCUCAGGCCUCCCCAGCAUCCUGGCCCAGACCAUCACAGUCAACAUGGCCACCACUAUAAUGAGGGGGAUGGGAGGGAAAAGCGCCCCUACAGGUUGGUUAGAGGUAGGACAACUGGGAGAUGAUGAUGAUAUGGUCACGGUGGAGGUCAACAACGUCCUGGCUGAGAAGAUGAUCGUCAACGUGUUUGGAGUCAUCAAAGGCUUUGUGGACCCAGAUCGUUUUGUGGUUAUGGGUGCUCAGAGGGAUGCCUGGGGUCCAGGCUUCGCCAGCUCCACAGUGGGCACCAGUGUGUUGGUGGAGUUGGCACGCGCCAUCUCAGACAUGGUGAAAAAUGAUGGCUUCAAGCCCAGGAGGAGCAUCGUUUUUGCCAGCUGGAGUGCUGGAGAGUUUGGGAGUGUUGGCGCCACCGAGUGGUUGGAGGGUUAUUUGUCUUCUCUGAACAUGAAAGCCUUCUCUUACAUCAACCUGGAUGGAGUUGUAACAGGUUUCCCAACAUUCAAAGCCUCGGCCAGCCCUUUGAUGUACACACUCAUCCAGAGAACGCUACAGGAGGUGAACACUCUCAGUGACUCCGGUACACUCUACUCUGCAGGCCCCGGGCCCAACUGGGAGACAGCAAUCAUGGAGCCUCUGAGGCUAAAUGAUCCCUCUUAUCCCUUUGUUACCUUCUCCGGCAUCCCAGCCGUCUCGUUCCGUUUCACCACAGAGGGUGAGGAAUACCCAUACCUCGGGACACUGGAUGAUACACGUGACAAGCUGUAUGGUGCCACGUCCAACCAGGUGGCCAAGCUGGCGGUGUCCGCAGGGCAGUUCGCCGGGAAAAUAGCCCUGCGGCUGGUCCACGACCACCUGCUGCGCCUGGAUGUGGAGAAAUACAUCCGCCUGAUCCGCACCCACGUGGUCGCAAUUAACUCCAAGAUCAAAACAGUGCAGAGUAUGCAGCCCCAGCUGUUGCCUAAGUCGCUGACUGUCCAGUGGCUGAUGUCUGCGACGGGCUCCUACAGCCGAGCCGCCAGUAGCCUGUCCACUGCAAUCGAUAAUAGUAACCUGGAGGAAGCAGAUGUGUGCCGUAACAUCAACGACCGUAUCAUGAGUGUGGAGAGGGACUUCCUGUCCCCAUACACGUCUCCCAGAGAGACCCCGUUCCGCCACAUCCUGGUGGGCUCCGGCUCCCACACCCUGAAGGCUCUAUCGGAUCACCUGGACGCCCUGCAGAUCGACCACUCAGACGCCAACGCUGAUCUGUUCCGGAUUCAGUUUGCUUUGGCAACCUGGACCAUCCAGGGCUGCGCCAACUCACUGGCGGGGGAAGUCUGGUCCAUAGAUAACAUGAUCUAAGCCGGCCUCAACAUGUCCUAUUAAACAAAACACCCAAUAUAGCCAUCGGUCAAAGCACCAUCAGUAAGGGUCACCCAUUCAGGAAAAUGAAAUAGAAGUGUUCUGUAUCGAUAUCAAUAAUUCAACCUCCUUUUUUUCAUAUGCAUUGCAACUCUCAUCAGUAUGAUAUGCUGUACUUUACCUUCCGCACAAGGCCCCAAAAAAUAACACUUAAAUUCAACUGCCUUAAAUUUCACUUGUUUGAGAAAUAAGUGAAAAGCCAUUAUCACUCUUGCAAGAGAAAAAAAAUUGAAAUGCAUUUCCUAACGCCGCAUUUGAAAUAUAUUGGUGCUAAAUACGAAUGACUAAUGGCCUACAAAUGUCACAGUACUUACUAGUAUGGCAAUAACGCAGUUUUGGCCCAAUAUCCAAGGUCACAAACACCUAAAUUGUGUGCGUAAACUCAAGAGGUACUUUGCGAUUACAACAAAAAGGUUAUUAUGGUUCUAUUACCUACCAUGAACGAAAUUACAAUUUUUUUACAAUCCGAAACUGCUGUUACUUUACAUUGGAUUCAAACCUGGGCUGUUUUUAUAGAGAUUAUGGUGCUGAACACUUUAGAACGAGACCUGGUCUGAGAGCUGUUGCCAAAUGGGUUUAAAUGUACAUUCAGUUCAGAAAGUAACACAGAAUAGAUCGUUAUCAAUAAAACGUCUCAAUAUUCGAUUUGCCUGGUUGGUGGGAAGGAGACCGCAGCUCAGCUAAAACCAUGGGCAACUGUGUGCCCUUUUUUUCAAACGAUUGUUAAAUAAAUGUUAACUAUUUGGUUGUAAUAAUCCCCCUCCUUGAAGAGCAUAGUCAGAACUACAAAUGUACGAUUAUUCCUUGCAAACAAUUGAGCACAUUUUAGCUCUAUCUUCAGUUUUUAUACAGCAUGAAACUGUAUGCUAUUCAGCCUCACGAAAUCCCUCAAUAUUGGCCACCAUUAAUUGGAUAUUUAAGUGCUAAAAAAAGUUAACGAAACCUGACGAAUGAGUGGUUUAGGUUAAUUUCCCCAUCUUUUGUGGGCUCUGCCUGUCAAGCAGCAUAAGGGCGCAUUUGCAGAUGUAAUGUUUACAUUGCAAGCUACCGGUAGAAAGUUUGUACAGUUGGCUAAACAUGUGUAACGGAUGUGAAAUGGCUAGCCAGUUAGCGGGUACGCGCUACUAGCGUUUCAAUCAGUUACGUCACUUGCUCUGAAACCUAGAAGUAGUGUUGCACCUUGCUCUGCAAGGGCCGCGGCCUCUGUGGCACGAUGGGUAACGAUGCUUCGUGGGCGACCGUUGUUGAUGUGUGCAGAGGGUCCCUGGUUCGCGCCCGAGGUCGGGGCGAGGGGACGUACUAAACUUAUACUGUUACACAUGUAUAGUGGAAAGUAGACCUAUUGUACUUUUUUCUUCAAACAAUGUAGGCUUACCUAACAUCCCCUUCUCAACAUAGUGUUUAAUCACGAUUGCUGCUGACACAUAAUAGGCGACAUUGAUUGAUGGACCACGGCUGGUUAACAAGCUAAUUUUCAGGGGAUAUAUUGUGCGCCUGCCAUCUAUUGUGAUGACAGUAGUCCGAUUUACAACUUUACCAGGACGAAGAUUUACCAAUGUCAAGCUCUUUCCUAAUCUCUGAUGAAGCAAGCUAAAUGAGUUUUAGCCAGUUAACGUGCCAAAUGUCUAGGCUACCUACCCUCACGUAUCUUAAAUGACAUGAUACAUUGAUGUUUACUGACAAUGAAAAGCAUACAGUGACUGCUAAAUGUGCAAUAAUCGGAAAUGUGGUGUUCUGACUAUACUCUUAAAAAGGUGAUAUUUAAAAACCUAAAUAGUUAUAAUAUUGAUUUAACAAUUCCCUUAAACGGCACAUAGUUGUCAAUGGUUUUAGUUGACGCUGCAGGCAAAUCGAACGCUCCGACAUAUUUGACACUAUUGAUAACGACCUGUUGACCCUUCACUACGCCCUGCCUGCCUUGGUUACUGUUGCCACCGGGAAGCCCAAUUCUCCAUUCAACCACUGGCGAAAUCUCCUCACAAUGAUCUCAAACUCUGUUUUCGAAUACACAAUGAAAUUAGACAGACUGACUACCCCUUGCUAAUCAGGAAGCUCUUGGGUAUGUUGUGGUUGCCCGUCAUUACAAUUGCUUCACGGGAACCUGGUAAAAUUGUUUGUACUUUAGCUAGCCACUGAAUUGCUCUGAAUUCAUUGUAGGCAUGCAGUUAAAGCUAUGACCACUUUUGGCGUUAACUAGUGCCCUCAACCCAUAUCCUGAUGUCGACAGCAGUAUACACUAAAAACCAAGCAAAGUUAUCUAGCUAAAACAAUUUAGCUAGCGCUAGCAAGCUUUGGUGGUCAGCGACAGAGCUAGCUAACCAGCUGAACUAGCAAACAAAAUUAUAUAAUUUCGGAUUCAAAAAAAUACUCCAAGGUCUAUAUUUCAAGAAUUACAGUAGCAAGUAUUCCUGGUGCAUAUUUCAAAUAUUUAUCCAUUUUAAUAAAGUUUGAAAAACAUAUUUUUUUGUUGCCUAAGAUGGAUUGGCGUGGCUUAGCGAAGGGUCAUUUGAACCACGUAAAGUGAGACCAUCUAACCUAGUUACUGAUGUUCAGUUGUCCUUAGACCUAAAGGCUAAAUAAAGCCCUUACGCCUCAAGCAACAUCUUCCUUACACCACACUUGUGAGCUCUUUCAAAAUGGCUUCCUGCUGACAUGAAUACAAUAGCGAAGACUUUUAAACCUGGGGGAGAAAGGGUCUUCACCACAUGGCACUGAAAAGGUCUAUUUCCUUGUUUAUUUAUCAGUGACAGGAUUCAUAAAUGGUGUGUUUUUUUAACUACUUUUUAAACAAGAAUAAUUAUCGGGAGCAGUGUCUUCCAUAAUUGACAGUAAUACUGUCGAAUUGACAAAGCAGCAUCUGCUAUGGAAGUGUACCUGUCAGACCGACUAACCCAUACUAGAGACCAGCCCAUACUUCAGUCCAUUCAGUCACAUACUUAACAACCGAUUGCAGGUUCUGCGAGUUAGCCGUUAAUAUAUUCCCGAAUGACAUCUCAAACCGAUGUUUAAAAUGCAUUAAAAACAGCACAACGGAAGUUUGUUGCGUAAAAAAAUAAUAGUAAUUUAACCGUUAUUUCACUAGGCAAUCAGUUAAGAACAAAUUCUUAUUCAUAAUGACGGAAUACCCCGGCCAAACAUUAACGACGCUGGGCCAAUUGUGCGCCGCCCUAUGGGACUCCAAUCACGGCCGGUUGUGAUAUAGCCUGGAAUCGAACCAGGGUCUGUAGUGAUGCCUCUAGCGCUAAGAAGCAGUGCCUUAGACCGCUGCUCCACUCAGGAGCCCAAAUUGCCUUUUUAGAUUAACACAAAACUCAAGGCGGUUUCUAGUACAGGUCUCUUGGUGAAUGUACACUUUCUCAUCCUGAAACAUUAUCGGGAGCAGUGUCUUCCAUAAUGGGAAGAAGAAGGUAGUUUUUGUCUACCAGUGUGUCCGUAUCGGAGGCAGUGACCUCCAUAUUUCACUGUAGGGUGGAUGUGAUUUAUUAUCGGGAACAGUGUUUCCCAUAAUGUUGUGUAUAUAAUUGUCUGCAUCUUUUGCGGUGCUUGCCGUUCCCUGUCAUGUUGUCGCAACCCCUAUAACCGUGGCACUCUGUAGUCAGCUAGUAUUUGAUUUCUACCUGGUGCUGUUCUUCUCUUGUUGACUCAAUUCAUAAGGAAUUGAUAGUGUGAACCUGAAACAUCCAUUGAUUGGGUAAAUGUUAAAGCUGAGACUGAACGAUGUAGUCAAAAGGGUUUAAUGUUUUCACAAGAGAUUGAGACUUGAUGUGGGCUAUCGAAUUUCCUGUAUGAUUCUGUUCCUAUGACAAUAUCGGUUACACUUAACAUAAAGCCUGCACUGCAGUAUAAUGCAUUAUUACUUAUAAGCAUGUGUGAGCCAUUAUAAUGUCUUAUUUUAAGGCUUAUAAUAUGCUUUCUCUUUAUGUAGGACAUUUUUAAAAGGACAAAAAUUGACUUAUUUAGUCCGGAUCAUUAUGAGACCAAUCAGAAGACAAGUCUUACAAUGCAUUAUAACCACAUCAUAAUGCAUUAUAACCACAAUGCAUUAUACCUGCAGGCUUUGAAUAAAGUGUUACCAAGUUACAUAUUUUUCUAUUUCUCCCUUUUUUUGGGUUGCUGUACAUUCUGUACUCUUUAGGGGUUUAGGCUAUGUGUGCCUUGUUAUUUUUGUGAAUGGUAAUAAUGUAGAGAAAUCCUGGCGAAAUGAAGUCUUCUCUGUGGUGAAUUGUUUUUGCUUUAUCCAUACUUCUUUGCAGACAUUGUAGUUCCUGAUUUUUAUUUUAUUAUUGUUUUUUUUUGUUGGAAUGUUUGAGUAUAAUUUGGAUGCGUUUUGAGUCUGUCAUUUGUUAGCUUAAAGCUAGAAUCCGCUGUUGAAACAACAAAGGGUGACUUUGUUGUCUUUUUACUCUGUGUUAGUAAAAGUGAUGGGCCUGGAGAAAUGCAACCGCUCUCAAAUUCAUAGACUCCAUGACAUCUAUCAAACUCAUUCCAUGAAAGGCCGCGUGUCUGCAGGUUUUCGCUCCUCACUUGUACUUGAUUGAUGAAUUAAGGUCGCUAAUUAGUUAAACUCCCAUCACCUGGUUGUCUAGUACUAAAUUGAAACGAAAAGACCGCAGACACUCUGCCCUCUGUGGAAUGAGUUUGACACCCCUGAUUCAUGAUAUCAAAACUAGCGUUUUAACCAUGUUUUGAGGCUAUACAGUAUUUUACAUUUGCUUUGUUUACAUUGGAGUAAAACAAGCUUAUAUUUUGGGAUCAGAUGGGGUAUGCCAGUUGAACUAAGCUCAUUAAUAAGGCAUUCAUAAUUGAUAUUCUUCAAUAUUCAAUGGGUAUAUACCAUUUUUAAUUUAUAAGUCCAAAAUGGAUGUAGCAACUGCAGAUUCCAGCGUUAAGCCCAAAGUCAUUGUUUUUGAGAGAAGUCUACCCUAUACUAUUACACUCAUAGGUUAUAAACAGGCUUGAUUAUGACUGAUGGAAAAUAACAUGAGUAACAUGAAAAAAAGAAUGUCUAGAACAACUUGCACAGCAGACAGUGAAGAAUUUCUUAAACUUUUUGUUUAGUUGUUUACGGGACACACAAUUUACUGAUAGUCAAAUAUUUUUAUUAUCAGACACUCACGUCUGCUCGAGUUGUCAUGUCACAUUGGCAGAGUCAAAAUUCCAUUAACCAAAUUUUCAGGGAUUACCACACUGUGAAAUUGCUAUUUUCCUGCAUUAGACUUGGCAUUUUUACAUUUAACCACUCUAAACUGAAAGUAUGCUACAAUCAGAUUAUUCAAUAUGUUAAUUUACAUCUAAAGUAUUGGCAAAACUGAUGCCCCACAAAGGUGUAAUUGGUGUAUUGCUUGUUGAGUUUAUGAUAGAAAUUUCCUACAAUGUAUGUUUUUGAGGAUUGGAUUACAUAGCUUCCCUUUGGUGGGCACUUAAAAGCCUGAAACAAUAGGCAGCAUAUUUUGAGAAGACCAUUUAUUGGAUGUUGGAUUUUUUUUCUUUGUUUAGGACUACGCAAAAUUGCUUGUCUCCUGUGUUUGCUGCAAUAAAUCAUUACACAGUU
Messenger RNA from Salvelinus fontinalis (brook trout), 8422 nucleotides. Its product is annotated as transferrin receptor protein 1-like. Gene Ontology annotation, biological process: intracellular iron ion homeostasis; iron ion transport. The record is from RefSeq and is a predicted model, not a curated record. NCBI's taxonomy places the organism in Eukaryota, Metazoa, Chordata, Actinopteri, Salmoniformes, Salmonidae. Gene Ontology annotation, cellular component: external side of plasma membrane. The coding region runs from base 499 to 2811 and encodes 770 amino acids. The transcript is spliced from 18 exons.